Molecule: messenger RNA, 915 nt
Organism: Brassica napus (rape)
Lineage: Eukaryota; Viridiplantae; Streptophyta; Magnoliopsida; Brassicales; Brassicaceae
Exons: 3
Coding region: 312-791 (159 amino acids)
Source: RefSeq, a predicted model, not a curated record
CCAAUUUUCAAAGCAAAGAGAAGUUGGAGGAACACUACAAAGAAACCAUAACCAAGAGAAUCUGUUGAAGCCAAGCAAAGCUUAAAGCUUAAAGAGCUAAGAGAGCAUUUAUCAUCAGGCCACUUCAUAUUCUUGAGACUUAAAGAAGUUAGCUUUGUGGCUGCUUUUGUUUAUUCUGCUUUGGUGCUUUGUAGAAUCUAUACUCUUAGCACAAGUUUCUUUACUAUAUUGUUUCCUUUUCAGUAUUUCAGAAAAAAAACAAGUCCAAAGACUCAAGUUUAAGAAGGAAUCAUCUUUUCAAAUUCAGUACGAUGGUUGGUAUUUUCUCCAGAUUUUCUGUUGGUAGAAGUGGCCAUAGAAGAACUCAGAGUGCCAUCGAUAUGAGGGAAGCAUUGCCAUCAAGUACUACUGAUCUUGUUGGUUCAACUCAUGGGAUAGAAGUAGCAACAGAGUUUAAACCAGUGGAACACCCUAUCGAGCCCUUGGACAUUGAUCAACCGAUCCAAUGUCCACUCCGCGAGCCAUCCAUUCUCAAUGAUGGGAUAAUAUGGAAAGAGAGAGUGUCGGCGUCCAUGAGGAGACGAGGCGACUUGGACAUUGCUCAAGAUGGAACUGAUGUAGUAGAAUCUGUUGGAACCAGCUGUGGUCCCACAGAACCUGAUGGCUUUAUGACAAAACCGUCGGUAACUAGCCAAUGCAAUCCCAAGCGUCGAUUCUUGCCUUCGCUCAGUGCACCGGAACGUCACAUGCUUAAUCUACUAGAAGAAUGCAAAGCAUCCGGUACUAUCUAAGAACCAAUGCUGGUCUGGUCUACGCACUUUUUUAUUCUGUGUAAGAACAAAAACCAAAUCAUAUUGAAUGUUAACACUGUAUCUUGCGUCACAAGCUACACAAGUUUCCUUCAUUUCCAAGUUA